Molecule: messenger RNA, 1043 nt
Organism: Chenopodium quinoa (quinoa)
Lineage: Eukaryota; Viridiplantae; Streptophyta; Magnoliopsida; Caryophyllales; Amaranthaceae
Product: protein TIFY 10A-like
Exons: 3
Coding region: 132-824 (230 amino acids)
Biological process (GO): response to wounding; regulation of jasmonic acid mediated signaling pathway; regulation of defense response
Cellular component (GO): nucleus
Source: RefSeq, a predicted model, not a curated record
UAUAUAUAUCUUCAUUCAUUCCCCCUAUUAUUCUCUUCCUUCUUUCCAUUAUUAUCUUAAACCUUAGCUUAUUAAUGAGCUUCUUAUUAUUUCACUAACAAUAAUUCAAGCUUUAAUUUGAAGAAGAAAUUAUGGGUUCUGAGAAGAUUGUUAAGUCUAAUUUCACACAAACAUGCACUCGUUUUAGCCAGUUUUUGAAAGAGAGGAGGUCUUUUGGUCAUAUUGAUGCUUUUAAGACUCUUGCUUCGUCCGACCUUGAUGUCAAAGGAUCCGGAGCCAAAGAGGUACCAAAUGCUGCCACAAAUAAUGUAUUUCCAAAGAAUAUUGAAAAGGAGAAGAUGUCUUUGGAGCUCUUUCCUAUGAUGAAUUCAUUGACCGCUGCUAAUGGUGUUGAAAACUCUACCAAAAUAAUGGCUGAUUCCAGAGAUUCGCCCAUUUCAAAGGAGGAGCCUAAGAAUUCUACUAGUACACCAAGCAUGACCAUAUUUUAUGGUGGAAGAGUACUUGUUUUUAAUGAUUUGCCCGAGGACAAGGCUCAAGAAAUCGUGUCUCUAGCUAACAAUGGAAUGAUGGGUCCUCGAUCCCAAGCUCAGACUCAAGCUCAUAACGAAUCACAAACACCUCGUGCUAUCAACGAUGUGCUAGCACAAGAUGUGGUUACUCAAGGAGUGGGUAACUUGUCCGAUUUGCCUAUGGCAAGGAGAGUCUCCCUUCACCGGUUCAUGGAGAAGAGGAAGCACAGGGUCGCCGCUAGUGCACCUUACCAAAAAUUUGACUCAAUGAAAAGUUUGUAUGAUCAACAACAACUUGAGUUAAAGUUGUAGACUUCAAAAGUUUUGCUCAUUUAUCAUGUCUUAAUUAAGUAGUUAAUUAAAGACCAAGUUAUGUAUAAAAAUUUUAUUUCUUAGUUUGUCAUAUGCUGAUUUGAAGAAGUGAUUUAUACUCACUUCACACUCAUUAGCUAGGUACGUAGUAUAAUUUUCCAUAUUCCUUGAUCUAAAUAUUAUAUUUAUUCAUACUAUAUAUUCAUACUAUUUGAAGAA